UGAAAUGAAGCUCAAUUGGAUUUUGUUCUUCUUCAUUUUACUUGUAGUAGCUGAUGUAACUACUGCAAAAGGAAAGUCUAGUGGUGGAGGGAAAAAGCCAAAGCCAAGGCCAAUACCAAGACCAAGACCAAGAACGUCUUCUGAUGGAAUAAAACUCGGAGGAAAACUUGAAGGACAUAUCCAUAUCCCAGGAAAAUGAGUUGCUGAGGAAUUGAAUAUACUUUCAAGGGAAUGACGAACUUAUAAACUUUUUGAGUAUAAUAAACUGUUCGAAUUUUAAA
Molecule: messenger RNA, 281 nt
Organism: Caenorhabditis elegans
Lineage: Eukaryota; Metazoa; Nematoda; Chromadorea; Rhabditida; Rhabditidae
Gene: W09C2.9
Product: FIP (Fungus-Induced Protein) Related
Exons: 3
Coding region: 5-199 (64 amino acids)
Source: RefSeq, marked reviewed